Phyllostomus hastatus (greater spear-nosed bat) is the source of this 2455-nucleotide messenger RNA. It is a transcript of the gene KCNC3, whose product is annotated as potassium voltage-gated channel subfamily C member 3. Lineage: Eukaryota; Metazoa; Chordata; Mammalia; Chiroptera; Phyllostomidae. The record is from RefSeq and is a predicted model, not a curated record. Gene Ontology annotation, molecular function: delayed rectifier potassium channel activity; protein binding. The transcript has 4 exons. Gene Ontology annotation, cellular component: voltage-gated potassium channel complex; dendrite membrane; neuronal cell body membrane. Bases 1 to 2310 code for a protein of 769 amino acids. Gene Ontology annotation, biological process: protein homooligomerization; potassium ion transmembrane transport.
AUGUUGAGCUCAGUCUGCGUCUCCUCCUUCCGCCGGCGCCAGGGGGCCAGCAAGCAGCAGCCUGCACCGCCGCCGCAGCCUCCCGACACCCCGCCGCCGCCAGCGCCGCCGCUGCAGCAGCAGCAGCAGCCUGCGCAGCCCGGCCCUGCCGCGUCCCCGGCGGGCCCCCCGGCAUCCCACGGGCCCGGGGACCGGCGCGCCGAGCCAUGCCCCGGGCUGCCGGCGGCGGCCAUGGGGAGGCACGGCGGCGGCGGUGGCGACAGCGGCAAGAUCGUGAUCAACGUGGGCGGCGUGCGCCAUGAGACGUACCGCUCGACGCUGCGCACCCUGCCGGGUACGCGUCUGGCCGGUCUGACGGAGCCUGAGGCGGCGGCGCGCUUCGAUUACGACCCCGGCACUGACGAGUUCUUCUUCGACCGGCACCCGGGCGUCUUCGCCUACGUGCUCAACUACUACCGCACGGGCAAGCUGCACUGCCCGGCCGACGUGUGCGGGCCGCUCUUCGAGGAGGAGCUCGGCUUCUGGGGCAUCGACGAGACCGACGUGGAAGCCUGCUGCUGGAUGACCUACCGACAGCACCGCGAUGCUGAGGAAGCACUCGACUCCUUCGAGGCGCCCGACUCUUCGGGCGCCGCCAACGCUGCCAACGCCGGGGGCGCCCACGACGCGGGCCUGGACGACGAGGCGGGCGCGGGCGGCGGUGGCCUGGACGGCGCAGGCGGCGAGCUCAAGCGCCUCUGCUUCCAGGACGCGGGCGGCGGUGCCGGGGGGCCGCCAGGGGGCGCGGGCGGCGCGGGCGGCACGUGGUGGCGCCGCUGGCAGCCUCGAGUGUGGGCGCUCUUCGAAGACCCCUACUCGUCGCGGGCAGCUAGGUAUGUGGCCUUCGCCUCCCUCUUCUUCAUCCUCAUCUCCAUCACCACCUUCUGCCUGGAGACCCACGAGGGCUUCAUCCACAUCAGCAACAAGACGGUGACGCAGGCCUCCCCGAUCCCCGGGGCCCCGCCGGAGAACAUCACCAAUGUGGAGGUGGAGACGGAGCCCUUCCUGACUUACGUGGAGGGUGUGUGCGUGGUCUGGUUCACCUUUGAGUUCCUCAUGCGCAUCACCUUCUGCCCAGACAAGGUGGAGUUUCUCAAGAGCAGCCUCAACAUCAUUGACUGUGUGGCCAUCCUGCCCUUCUAUCUCGAGGUGGGCCUCUCUGGCCUCAGCUCCAAGGCCGCCAAGGACGUGCUGGGCUUCCUGCGGGUCGUCCGUUUUGUGCGCAUCCUGCGCAUCUUCAAGCUCACGCGCCACUUCGUGGGGCUGCGUGUGCUGGGCCACACGCUCCGUGCCAGCACCAACGAGUUCCUGCUGCUCAUCAUCUUCCUGGCGCUGGGUGUGCUCAUCUUCGCCACCAUGAUCUACUAUGCCGAGCGCAUCGGCGCUGACCCGGAUGACAUUCUGGGCUCCAACCACACCUACUUCAAGAACAUCCCCAUCGGCUUCUGGUGGGCCGUGGUCACCAUGACCACCCUGGGCUACGGAGACAUGUACCCCAAGACGUGGUCGGGGAUGCUGGUCGGGGCGCUGUGUGCCCUGGCCGGGGUGCUCACCAUCGCCAUGCCCGUGCCUGUCAUCGUCAACAACUUUGGCAUGUACUAUUCGCUGGCCAUGGCCAAGCAGAAGCUGCCCAAGAAGAAGAAUAAACACAUCCCCCGGCCCCCGCAGCCCGGCUCACCCAACUACUGCAAGCCCGACCCGCCCCCACCGCCCCCACCCCACCCUCACCAUGGCAGUGGUGGUAUCAGCCCCCCGCCACCCAUCACCCCGCCCUCCAUGGGGGUGACUAUGGCUGGGGCCUACCCACCGGGGCCCCACACGCACCCCGGGCUGCUCAGGGGGGGAGCGGGUGGGCUCGGGAUCAUGGGGCUGCCCCCUCUGCCAGCCCCUGGGGAGCCUUGCCCAUUGGCUCAGGAGGAAGUAAUUGAGAUCAACCGAGCAGAUCCCCGUCCCAACGGGGACCCAGCAGCAGCCGCACUCGCGCAUGAGGACUGCCCGGCCAUCGACCAGCCCGCCAUGUCCCCGGAAGACAAGAGCCCCAUCACCCCCGGGAGCCGGGGCCGCUACAGCCGGGACCGAGCCUGCUUCCUCCUCACUGACUAUGCUCCCUCCCCUGACGGCUCCAUCCGGAAAGGUUACGAGAAAUCCCGCAGCCUGAGCAGCAUCGCGGGCCUGAGCGGGGUGUCUCUGCGCCUCGCGCCCCUUGCCACUCCCCCUGGCUCUCCCAGGGCUGCCCGCCGCGCUCCCCCAACCCUGCCCUCCAUCCUCUAGCGCUCCCCUCCCCCCCGUGGGGGGACUCGGGGGUGACAGGGAAGAAGGUCAAAGGAGCUGGGGGUGGGGGGCUGGGGAAAAGGGUUUUUUUAAAAAUCAAAAAGUCAUUAAUAAUAUGCAACGGAGACGACCACGCCAGCAGACA